AUGUCUCCACAGGGUGCUGAAAAGCUUGUCAUGGCUGUCGACUUCGGCGAGACGAACUCGUCGGUUUCUCAUACUUUGGUACACGAGGGACUCCUGUCAGAAAGCGUCACUACUUUGUCGCCCACAACAGUGUCAAACUAUGUCUCUGGGAUGAUGACUUGUAGAGGAAGUUCGAUGCACUUGGAAGUGCCAACCUUGCUCCGGUAUCCCGUUGACUGGGUCUUCCAACCCCUCGACGAACUCAAAGUAGAGCAACCUGGCGCUAUCCGCCAUGACAAUCACCAGAUACGCUGGGGCUUGGAAGUCCAGCAAGACAUGUCGAGAGUCAUGUCACAUUCUGACAAUAAUCAGAUGCUUCUACACGGCUUCAAGAAUCUUAUGAGCCAGUCAGACAACCAUCAGAUGCAGAACGCACGUCUUAUUGAAACACUCCGUCGACUAGCUCAGAAGAGGUCUUGUCCAAGCGAGAUUCCCAUUCGAGAGAUGCUUCUCUUAGUCAUCAUCGACUACCUGAUGAAAUUGCUCGCCCAUGCCAAAGAUGAGAUCGUAGGGAGCAAAUCUAUUUCUACUAUAGAGAUGGUCAUUUGCGUGCCAGUAUUCUGGAAUCAGCAAGCCCUUAGAGACAUGCAAACUUGUGUGAGUAUAGCCAUGAAGCGGGUCGAUUUUCCUGGAGUUAAAUUCAGCGACGAUUGUAUGGAGAACAUAUUCAUGAUAUCAGAGCCAGAAGCUGCAGCGACACGGCUACUCGCCGGCCCCUCUGUCAUCAAAGAAGGGGAUGUUUUCACGAUCCUCGACGCCGGAGGAGGGACGUGUGAUGCCUUGACGUAUGUUGUCACUCAAGGAUUGCCUCUCAGGCUGUCCAGGCAGGCCGUGCAUCAUAGCGGCGAUUCAUGUGGCUCCAAUGCACUGAACGAUGCAUUCCGGCAGCUGCUAAGAACUUUACUCGCAGGCCACGACUACUUGAGCCAAGACGGGGUAACACUAGAGGGCUACAUCUUUAAGCUCGCCGUUCAUGACUUCGAGCACUUGAUCAAGGCCGGAUGGGUCGUCUCUGAGCAUAGCAAAGACUAUAGUCUUGAGGUCAUUGGGCUUAAGUUUGACGCUGGGGAUCCCAACCAAGCUGAGAACCCUCGACUGAGGCAGCCCAACCAUGAGCACCUCAAUGAGAUUUACACAAAGGUCUGCGAAAAGGUUUCUGCCAUUAUGGAACAGCAGUUGCACGCAGCGGCCCAGAGUGGCCUGAAAGUUUGUAAAGUCAUCCUGACGGGUGGAUUCGGAGAAUCGAUUCCUCUAUGA
Molecule: messenger RNA, 1296 nt
Organism: Fusarium odoratissimum NRRL 54006
Lineage: Eukaryota; Fungi; Ascomycota; Sordariomycetes; Hypocreales; Nectriaceae
Exons: 5
Coding region: 1-1296 (431 amino acids)
Source: RefSeq, a predicted model, not a curated record